Messenger RNA from Cantharellus anzutake, 480 nucleotides. RefSeq lists its product as uncharacterized. NCBI's taxonomy places the organism in Eukaryota, Fungi, Basidiomycota, Agaricomycetes, Cantharellales, Hydnaceae. The record is from RefSeq and is a predicted model, not a curated record. The transcript has 4 exons. Bases 1 to 480 code for a protein of 159 amino acids.
AUGAUUAUUAGAGUGGGGUUUGGGGCGCAGCCCCAAGGCUCUCCACAGGAGUGGGGUUUGGGGCAAGGCCCUGAUGGCCCUCCACAGGAGCAUGGGUUCAAGGGCUGGCCCCUUGGUGGGGUUUGGGGCGCAGCCCCAGGCUCUCCGCAGGAGUGGGGCUUGGGGCAACGCCCCAAUAGCUCUCCGCAGGAGCAGGGGUUCAAGGGGCUGGCCCCCUUGCACAUGGGGAACAAUAAUAACAAGGAUGACGUUGCAUGGGGCAGAGCCCCAAUGGGGUCUGGGGCAACGCCCCAGGGGGUUCAGGGCGCAGCCCUGAUGCCCUCCACAGGAGCUAGAGACCGAAGAACGCAUGGAAAACCCCAUGGAAAACGGUUGAAAACUGAAGGAGAUACAAGUGGUGGCCCAUCCCAGUGCGAGUUGUGUGCGUGGGAAAUGGUCUCCACGGCCUCAUACAGGCUGUUUAACGAUAUGGACCAAUAA